AUGCAGCCAGCUGUGCUCUUUGUUGGCAUCACGACCCUCGUGUCACUGGUGUCAGCUCACACCCAAAUCUGGUAUCCUCAGUGGCGUGCCGACUCCUUCGACCUACCGUUCUCGCAGAGAAUCUACCCCUGUGCCGGAAUCUCCGACAACUCAACGACGCCGCGAACGGAGUGGCCUCUCACUGGAGGGUCUCUCAAUGUCACUCUCCACGACGCUGCCGCCUACAUCUUCAUCAACCUCGGGUUCGGUGUGAAUUCGUCUGACUUCAACAUCACACUGUUCUCUGCUCCGCUCAACGAGACCGGCCCGGGAAAUCUCUGCUUCCCCAAGCUCACAUUGCCGCCCGGUCUCCCGAUUGAGGAGGGGACGCAAGCGUCCAUCCAGUUUGCGACUGCUGGCCAUAAUGGUGAAGGCUUGUACAAUUGUGCUGACAUUACCUUUACCAACAACGCCACCCUGCUACCAGCCGACCAGUGUCAGAACAGCUCGACCGUGAGCGUGACCACGCUUGGUUCUUGCUCAUCCCCAGCAACGAAUUCUAGCCCUGCGUCGAGCUCGACCACCGCUUCAAGCUCAUCUGCAGCAGAAGUGUUCGCUCCAUCGGCAUUGAUGGUCCUCCUGGCGAGUCUGUUUGUUGUCGUGUUGUAG
This is a messenger RNA of Fonsecaea erecta, 648 nucleotides long. RefSeq lists its product as hypothetical. Lineage: Eukaryota; Fungi; Ascomycota; Eurotiomycetes; Chaetothyriales; Herpotrichiellaceae. The record is from RefSeq and is a predicted model, not a curated record. The coding region runs from base 1 to 648 and encodes 215 amino acids. The transcript is spliced from 3 exons.